AAAACUAACUUUGCAUUACAAGACUGCCUCGGCAGAUUUUCCAGUCUUCGGUUGUCGCUCUCAUUUGUUGACAUCCACCAGAAGAAGUGGUUGUCUAUGGGCUGAUCAAAUGCCUCGUGAACAUUCUUGAUUUUGGUGCGCGAUCCCGGCAUCAUUGAAAAGAUGGGUGACUCGGAUGAUGAGUACGAACGCCGCCGGCGGGACAAAUUCAGGGGUGAGCGAGACUACACUAGCAGUAGCACGAGAGACCGACGGGACGACAGCAGACGAGGAAGAGAGGAUUGGUCUGAAAGGAGUCGUGAUAACUGGGGGAGCAGGGAGCGUGGGUCUUCACGUCGCGAUUACAACAGAGAGUAUGGCCGAUCCCGUGACAGGUAUUCUCCAAGUCGUCAUGAUAUGUCCCCUCCGGUUAAGAGAAUGAGACAGGAUUGGGAUGACAGGAGAUAUACACCUUAUGAUAAUGCAGCUGCAAGUGGUGGUAAUUACGGCGCUUACGGAGGUGCUUAUGGCCAAGACUAUGGUCACCCAGCUGCUCAUGGAGGAGCAGCAGGAAGGCUGGAUGAUCUGGGACCAACACAGCCCCCCAUGAUGUCCUUCAAGUCAUUCAUGGAGCAGUGUGACGAUUCCAUAAGUGAAGAAGAAGCUUUAAGGAAAUACUCAGAUUAUAAGUUAGAGUUUAAACGCCAGCAAUUAAAUGAAUUCUUUGUCAAUCAUAAGGAGGAGGAAUGGUUCAAGGCCAAGUACCAUCCUGAAGAGUGUGUGAAACGCAGAGAGGAGCAGUUAUCUAAUCUAAAGUGGCGAGUGUCUACUUUUGUGGAACUGUAUGGUGCAGGGAGAAUGGAGAACAUAACAGUUGAUGCUGACCAGUCAGAGGAACUCUUGAAGCUCUUGGAUUCUGUUGUUAUCAAGCUAGAGGGUGGAACAGAUUUGGACCUUCAAGUGUUGGACCAAGUCCCAGAAGAAGAUGUCAAAACCACAGUAGGCUUAAAAAAAACUGAAGAAGAGAAGAAACCAUUUAUUUUAGGAGAGGAUUCUGAUGAGGGUGAGGAGAAAGAGGUCACUGAAGACAAGAAUCCAGAAGAACCGCUAAAGAUGGACAUGUCUGAGGAACAAAUGGAACUGCAGAAGAAAGCAAAGGAGUAUUUAAAACAGAAAGGCUCAGAUGGAGAGAAGGAAACACGUAAACGCAAACACUCCGAUAGCUCAUCCAGUUCAUCGAGUGAUUCAGAAGAUGAACGCAUGGAGGAGGAAAGCAAGGAACCACCACCACCGGGAAUGGAGAAAGAAGAAACAGAAACAAGUUCUACAAAAGAAAAGGAAGAUGAAGAAAAAGAGACAGUUAGCACUGAAGAAAAUGAAAUUGAAACUGAACCAAAAGAAGAUACUCCUGCUAAAGAAAAUGGACUGGAACCCCCAGGUGAAGAAGUUACCAAGAUUGAUGAUGAUAAAGAAAGUGAAACUAACAAAGGAGAAAAUGCUGAAGAAAACAAUAAAGAACAAGAGAAGAAUGGUGAAGAAGAAUCAAAGGAAGAUGAUGAAGACCCAAAACCAAGAGCUCUUCAUAAAACUGCAUCAAUUUUUCUCCGAAACUUGGCUCCAACCAUAACAAAGCAAGAAGUGGAAGCAAUGUGCCGAAGGUACAAUGGUUUUCUUCGUGCAGCCAUCGCAGAUCCCCAGCCUGAACGGAGAUGGUUUAGACGAGGUUGGGUUACUUUCAAGAGGCAUGUUAACAUAAAAGACAUCUGUUGGAACCUCAACAAUAUCAGAUUAAGGGAUUGUGAACUUGGAGCCAUUGUCAAUAGAGAUUUGAGUCGACGAAUCCGGACAGUUAAUGGCAUAACCUCACAUCGUUCUGUUGUUCGUGCAGACAUUAAAUUAGCAGCAAAAAUCAUUCAGAAUUUAGACUCACGGUGGUGCCUGUGGUUAGAAGGAGAAAUUACCGAAGAAAACCCCCAGUUGCUCAGCCUUACAUCAUCUCUCAAUCCGGUAUUGAGAAACAUCACAGAUUAUUUGAUAGAGGAAGCAAGUGCUGAGGAAGAGGAGUUGUUAGGAGCUAAUGAUGCCUCCGCUGGGAAUUCAGAAGAAAAGGCAGAGGGAGAAGCCAUUGAACGAGAUCCUAGUCUUAUUAAGGUAUUAGAUAGGCUGUUACUCUACUUGAGAAUAGUGCACAGUGUGGAUUAUUACAAUCACUCUGAAUAUCCCAACGAAGAUGAGAUGCCCAAUCGUUGUGGUAUAAUGCAUGCAAGAGGCAUACCCCCAUCCAGUAAAGUUACACCACAGGAAGUCAACGAUUAUAUCCGUGCAUUUGAAAAUAAGAUUGGCUCUUUCCUUCAGCCACUUACAAAACUGAGUGAUGAUGAAGCGAAGAAAUUAGGUUUAAAGGAGGCAGAAGAAGAAGUAGAGAAAUUUGUACAAAGCAACACACAGGAAGUAGCUAAAGACAAGUGGCAGUGUCCCUUAUGUGGAAAGAAAUUUAAGGGCGCUGAAUAUGUUCACAAACAUAUUCUCAUCAAACAUGCAGAAAAAGUCAAAGAAGUGAAAAAGGAGGUUGAUUACUUUAACAACUAUUUACGAGACCCUAAACGACCUCAACUACCAGAGUACCCUGGAAAUAAGCAUGGUGGUAGUAGGAAAGAUGACAGACCAGACCCAUAUGUUGCAACCUACCCCCAAGCAGCACCAGGAUAUGGUGGAUAUGGAGCUGCUUAUGGAAGACAGUAUCCAGCACCACAUGGUUAUGCCUAUGGUAGCAAUUACCCAAAGGAUUACUACGGUGGCAGAACAGAUCCGUAUUCCAGAGAGCCAUACCAGCGACCAAGGGUUACUUACCGGUCAAGGGUUGGCUACAGGGACUUGGAUGCUCCAAAGGAAGAUUACUAAUACUCUGGUCAGUCCACGCAUGACUCGUAAUAUUUUCUCAGACCAGCAGGCUAAUAGUUUUGACUGUCAAUUCUCAUUUCAGGAAUCUUUUAGAAAGAGAGGAUAUGUAGUAACAGAGCCAUUGAAAGGCAGAGAUGAAUCAGAGGAACAAAUUGGGUUAUUAUUGUCUGAAUGUAGUACUAUGCCUUUUUCUUUUAUGAUUGGGUUUGAUUUGAUAUCAGAAUAUAUUUUCUAUUUUCAUUGUAUAGUCAUUGUGUGUGGGGUUUUGUAAUGCUGUUUGGGCUGCCUUCAUUAUUAGCAUCAUCAUCAUCUUCAUAUACUGUAUCAGAAAUUAUGUAAAAGAAUCUAUACAUGUUAUCAUUUUUAUUUUAACUGAUUAGAAGGAUCUAAACUUCUGCUAAUAAUAUUAAUACAUGCAACAUAACUUUGAUACAUAUUAAAUGUGUGUAUAAGUGUUGCUAUUGCAAGCGUAGUGGUUUUCUGAAUGUUGCUUUAUUAAGGUCAUGACUUCGUUAAAUUUAGUGCCCCAGUUUCUUUACCCUAGUUGUUUGUCCUCAUUUUAAUUCAAAUAUGGUUUUGUGCUCUCUCUCGUACCAGGAAUUUAGUAAGUAAUCUAUUGAAUUAUGCUGUGAUGGCACCAGUGAUUACAUUUGUGAUAAUUUAUUGGAAUAGCAACAUUUGAUUGUAAUUAAAGUUCACUUCACUCUCAGGACAAAGCUCCAGUCACCAAUUAUUUCGAUACAAAAACAACUGCUCGUCUGCAUUGUAAUGUGUAGGAAGGUGAAGUCUUAUAAAAGUUCUAGUAAUGCAAAUCGUGAAGAUUUUCUUUGUUCAUCAUUGAUGAUAUACAGAAUUGGAGCAGGUUAUUUGGCCAUUACUCUGGCUCUGAUUGGUUGGAAGCUAAUAUUGAAAAUGUAUUUCAAUAGUUGCCAUUAAACUGCAUGGAACAAAUAAGGAUAAAGCAUAUCAAGCAAUGUGUUUGGUGUCAUGCUGUAUGAUGAGAGAAAUUUGAGAUCAAUUUUUGGGUUAUUCAAGUUUUAUCGUUGAUAAAAAAUACUGUGUGGCAUUAUUUUUUAUGAUUGUGGUUUUCUUCAUAAAAUGUUGUAGUUUAUUUUGCUGUUACCCAGCUUUGAAUAUUUAUGCCCACGAUAAUAGUAGUAAUGCCUUACAGCAAGUAUGUCAAGGUGGUCCUGUAUUUUUGUUUUAUGUAUUAUCUCUGAUCAUUUUUCUUAGUCUUCGGUCUAGUAUUUUGGAAACACCACUUUUUUUUAUAUGAUGUUCAUUUGUUUGCUAGGAUAUCAAAGUAGUAAGACUUUAUUUUUCAAGGAGAGAGCUGAGCACUUUUCUAAAUUUUUUUGUCAUAUAUAUAUAGAAAACUAGUAAUAUUAUAUGGAGACAUUGAAAUUAUUUUAAUUUGUGAUAAUGUUAAACUGCAGUACGAAUCCUAUUCAGUUAUUUUGUUAAGAAAAUUGGUUAUGGCAAUAUUUUUUCAUAUCUGGUGACUAUCUUUUAUUUUUCCAUCCUACCAAGAAUGAAUUUUUGCAAGCCCAUAAACAUUAUCUAAGCCUUGUCUUUAGUGUUAUUUUAUUUUGUCCAUAGUUGGCUAUCCUUACCCAUUAUGACAUGUAAUAGUUGAAGUAAGUCUGAAGAGUCAUAUUUUCUUUAUCUUUCUCUGGCAAGAGUAUUGGUGAUUAUUAUACCAUUUGUAACACUAUAGUCCCCAUAACUCACAUUUGUUUUUCCUUUUUUCUGUUUUCUACUUUUCCUAAGAAUAGAUAAGUUUUAUACUGAAUUGAAAGUAAUAAUUAUAAUUUUAUGCUGUUUUGUAUGAAGGCAUCACACUGUAUUAUUUUAUAUGUUGAAGGAAAUCUGUACAAGAUUAAAGAUAUAAGUAUUA
Macrobrachium nipponense is the source of this 4777-nucleotide messenger RNA. RefSeq names its product serrate RNA effector molecule homolog (gene Ars2). Gene Ontology annotation, biological process: mRNA processing; primary miRNA processing. Gene Ontology annotation, molecular function: nucleic acid binding. Lineage: Eukaryota; Metazoa; Arthropoda; Malacostraca; Decapoda; Palaemonidae. The record is from RefSeq and is a predicted model, not a curated record. Gene Ontology annotation, cellular component: nuclear body.